AUGUCCCGAGGCAAUCGGCUUGACGGCGACAGCAGUAGCGACAGCGACAACAACAACGACAACAACGACGACCACCACGGGCUGGCCAAGGGCAGCGACGAGCUGCAGCUGGCGCUGGCACCCGCCGAGCCAGCGCCUGGCGACGACGCUCGGCCACCGCGCAACCGCUCACUACGUAGCAAGCUCGCAACGGCCCUCGCUGAGAUUGAAGAGCAGAGGUAUCUUCUCGAGGCGGCGGCCGCGAACGGCCAGCUCCUCGUCGAAAAGUACUUUGUGCUGGAGAAGGAGCGCGAUGCGCUGGCCGCGCGCUGUGGCCACUUGGUGCGAACUGCUUCGCUCGACUCGGACGCGUCGCAUUAUCAGCCGAGAGCCGUGCAAAAGUGCGUCGACCUCGAGCAGCGACUGCACGCGAUCGAGCGGGAGAAGGCAACGUGCGACGACGUGAUUGGCAAGCAGGACCACGAGAUCCUCUACUGGCGCAACAAGGCCAUGGCGUCGUACAUGCAUCUCGAGCGGGAGCACGAGACGAACCUCAGUGCCAAGACCCACCUGAGUCACGCGACCAAGAAGCUCCAGCUCGAACGCGACGAGUGCGCCAUUCAGGUGCGCGACUUGACCGUGCGCGUGGCCGACCUCGCAGAGCGCGAGGCUCGCUGGGUCAUGGCUAACGAUAUCAAGCAGCAGAAGAUCCAGCGCCUCGAAGCCAACGUGGUUGACCUCGAGGCCGCGCACGCCGCCUCGGAAGCAGCUCGCACCGCGCUGGAAUCGCGACUGCAGGCGGCCGAGCAAGAUGCGAGUUACAUGCAGUGCACCAUGAACGGCCUCAAGAUGUCGCUGGCGGCGCUCGAGCAAGAGUACUAUAUUCUGCUUGAGAAGACGACGCUCGCGGCGCCCAACAAGGAGUCGGAGCACCCGUCCGAAGUAACGCCGCUCUUGCCGCGCAAGAAGACGCCCCUCGCGCCGCGCAAGCCGUGCUCGCCGAUUGCGUGGGCGUGGGAAACCGUGUGUGGCGCGAUCAGCUCCCUCGUUUCGGACAUCGUGCGCUUUGCGUCGCGGUCGUUCCAUGCCAUUCGCGACUAG
Messenger RNA from Saprolegnia parasitica CBS 223.65, 1080 nucleotides. RefSeq lists its product as hypothetical. Lineage: Eukaryota; Oomycota; Saprolegniomycetes; Saprolegniales; Saprolegniaceae. The record is from RefSeq and is a predicted model, not a curated record. The transcript is spliced from 2 exons. Bases 1 to 1080 code for a protein of 359 amino acids.